AUGAUCCAGCCAGUAAAGGCAAAAUCUGGACAUGAUCCCAACCAGUCGAGGCAAGAUCUGGACAUGAUCCAACCAGUGAAGAACUCAGCAAGAUUUAUUUGGGCGUAUUGCUCGUGCGCAAGAGAAUCUGAGAAAGGCCGGAGCCGCGAAAGUCACACGGGAGCAGUGGAGACGCGAAUCAAGCUACUCGACUCCAACUGGGAAAAAUUCGAGGCCACCCAUGACGUACUAAGAUCUAGUCAUUGGAAGUCGAUAAGCGAGCACGAUUACACAAAAAAUGACUUCUAUGGAUGUGUGGAGGAAACAUAUGUUGCACAACGAACCGCCUUCGCAGAUCUACUCGAAGAGUUAAAGGGCAAGGCAGCAGAGGAGUUGAGCGCGUCGCUCUCUAGUCAGGGAGAGGGCUCCGCCCGCAGAACCCUUCCUCGCAUACAACUUCCUUCCUUCUCCGGAAAGUUCGAGGAAUGGCCAGCGUUCAAGGACCUUUUCCUAUCAAUCAUCCACGGGAGUUCCUCAUUGUCGGAGGUGGAGAAACUCCACUACCUGCGAACCUGCCUGAAGGGAGAGGCCGACCAGUUGGUUCGCAACGUGCCGUCGACCACGGAGAAUUACGAACGAGUGUGGACCAUGCUCACCGAUCAUUAUGAAAACAAGCGACUACUGGUGAGAGCUUGUUUCUCAGCAUUCACAGCUCUUCCGAAGAUGAAAGGUGAGUCGGUAACGGAGCUUCGGCGACUCUUCCACGGAAUGCUGCAAACCAUUGGGUCGCUCGAAGGCAUUGGGCGCCCAAUCACGAAUUGCAGCGACUUGUUCGUGCACCUCAUCGUGGAGAUGCUCGAUCCACGGUCCCGACAGGAAUGGGAAACGAACAUCGGAGGUACCUCCGGCCCACCUUCAUGUGAUGAGCUCAAGGAGUUCCUGGAAAGCCGACUUCGGACACUGGAAGCUCUACAUCCGAGUGGCAACGACUCGUCGGAAAAAACGGGAAACCCGGCGCCUCGCACCGCUCGGUCACAUUUCGCGCAGAAGACGUUCAGGCCGACGAAGUGUUCGCUCUGCCAGAAAAAGCACUACAUCCUGACCUGCCCUGAGUUUCAAGGGAAGUCAGCGCAGCAGCAAAGGGACUACGCCGAGGCCAACAAUUUGUGCUUGAACUGCUUCGGCAAACACAAAUUGAGCACCUGCCCUUCGAGGAAGUCCUGUGCGGCAUGCAAGCAGCGACAUCAUAGCUCCAUCCACGAUGUCUGUGCAACGGCUAAAAGCGAUGGAGUAGACGCCCCCAGUUCGCUGCAUGUCCACAACACGGAGGGCGAGCGCGCUACCGUGCUGCUGGCAACUGCGAGGGUCACGGUGACUAAUAAGUAUGGCACUCCGAGACCAGCGCGCGCGCUGGUCACGGAGUCCUUCGUGCAACGGUUGCGACUUCGGCGCUCUCCUUCCUCCACGGUCAUUUUCGGCGUUGGCGGACAGGAAACCGGCGUCUCGCGAGGCAAGGUAAUGCUGACUCUUACUUCAUGCGUUACUUGCGCAACAAUUCACGUAGCCGCGUUCAUUUUGCCGCGCAUUUCGGUCUACGGCGGACGCGUUGGCUCGACCGAGACAACGUGGCCACACGUGCGAGACUUGCCACUUGCAGACCCAAGCUUUCGGUCAGGAGAUUCGAUUGACAUUCUCUUGGGUGCGGACGUGUACUCCGAGAUCGUGGAGAACGGUCUCCGUAAAGGUCAAUCCGGCACCCCCGUUGCGCAGAGGACAUCUCUUGGUUGGAUUCUGUCGGGAGUGAUAGGCAGCGCCGGGCCACGGGAGCCUGUCGCGUCUCACCAAUGUUCGGCCGACGAGGACUUGGCCGCGCUGGUGAGGGCCUUCUGGGAACAAGAAGAGCUCACACCGACUGCAAGACCUCUCGCUGACGACGACCGUCGAUGUGAAGAGCAUUUCGCGAGCACGCACCGCAGACUUGCGUGCGGGCGAUACCUUGUACGACUGCCUACGGGGCCCAUUCUGCCACCUCUCGAGGACUCACGGAAAGCAGCAUUGCGCACUCUUAAUAGCAUGGAACGAAAAUUCGCUUCCAAUGUCGACUUUCAUGCCAUGUACUCCGAAUUCUUGAAGGAGUAUGAGGCACUGCAACAUAUGUCCCUGGCACCACCACCGGAACAAGCGAGACGCCCGCGAACUUGCUACUUGCCACACCAUGGGGUCACUAAGAUGUCCGGAGACGUAGCAAGGAUCCGAGUCGUCUUCAACGGCUCGGCGCGCCUCGCCUCGGGUGACGCUCUCAAUAGAGCCUUAUUGACGGGACCCAACCUUCUGCCGGCGUUGGCAGACAUACUUUCGCACUGGCGGGUGCAUCGAUUCGCCAUGGCGACGGACAUCGAAAAGAUGUACCGACAGGUCCUCGUUCACGAGGACGAUCGAGACUUGCAGCACAUUCUCUGGCGAACGAAUCCUACCGAACCGAUUAAGGAAUAUCGGCUCAACACGGUAACUUACGGUCUUACCUACGCACCGUACCUUGCCAUUCGUACGUUGCGGCAGUUGGCAGACGACGAGGAAAAACGCUUCCCCUUGGCCGCGAUGGUGCUCCGGCGAGACGUGUAUGUCGACGACAUCCUCACCGGAGCCGACACAUUGGCAAAAGCUCGUUACUUACGAGAUGAAUUAAUACAACUCUGUGCGGCGGGCGGUUUCCCGCUGAGAAAAUGGGCGACCAAUGACGACGAGCUGCUAAAGGACAUCCCGGUCAAUCAUCGGCAGCGAGAUGGUCUCCUGGAAUGGGAGCCAGACACAAGCCAUUCCACCUUGGGGCUGCAAUGGCAUCCGUUGCAAGAUGCAUUCGCCUAUAAGGUACGACCAUGCGAGGAGAGGAGCGUGACGAAGCGGGCGUACUGUCCGAAACAGCGCGACUCUACGAUCCGUUGGGCUGGCUGGCGCCGGUGGUCGUGCAGGCGAAGAUAA
Wasmannia auropunctata (little fire ant) is the source of this 2958-nucleotide messenger RNA. RefSeq lists its product as uncharacterized. The transcript is spliced from 2 exons. Lineage: Eukaryota; Metazoa; Arthropoda; Insecta; Hymenoptera; Formicidae. The coding region runs from base 1 to 2958 and encodes 985 amino acids. The record is from RefSeq and is a predicted model, not a curated record.